Molecule: messenger RNA, 1539 nt
Organism: Melanotaenia boesemani (Boeseman's rainbowfish)
Lineage: Eukaryota; Metazoa; Chordata; Actinopteri; Atheriniformes; Melanotaeniidae
Gene: ccnb2
Product: cyclin B2
Exons: 8
Coding region: 135-1310 (391 amino acids)
Biological process (GO): mitotic cell cycle phase transition; regulation of cyclin-dependent protein serine/threonine kinase activity
Cellular component (GO): cytoplasm; nucleus; cyclin-dependent protein kinase holoenzyme complex
Molecular function (GO): cyclin-dependent protein serine/threonine kinase regulator activity
Source: RefSeq, a predicted model, not a curated record
GCUCCUUGAAUCUCUUGCGUGUACUUUCUGCACAAGUCGACGUUAUCUGUAAAUUGUGUCGCUGUUGGUGAACUUAUUAAUUGAGUUGUGGAUUUACAGUCGCCUUUUAUUUUGUUUCCGGCCAAGACGUUUAGAUGUCGUCUGUGGACGUUCGUGCUGCGCCGCUGCAAACCGCAGACAACCCUCAGAAGAUGAGUAAAACCACCGCAGCGGGUCCAAGGAGGGCUGCUCUGGGAGAGAUGACCAACUUUAACGGAGCAGCAGUCAACUCAAAGAGAAUUGGGCCCUCAAAACCAUCAUUCAGGUCCUGUGCUCAGAAAGCUAAACUUGUCCAGAGGGUGGCUCCAGUAGUCCAGGUCCAACCAGCUGCAGAUCCUCUUCCUCCAGUUUCAGAGGCGCCAGCUGUCGUGUCCGUGGAGGAGGAGGAACUGAGCCAGGCUUUCUCUGAGGUGCUGCUGACGGUGCAGGAUGUGGAUGAGCAGGAUGCAGACCAGCCUCAGCUCUGCUCCCAAUACGUCAAAGAGAUCUACAAGUACCUGCACACCCUGGAGGUGCAGCAGGCCGUACGACCCAACUACAUGCAGGGGUACGAGAUCACAGAUCGCAUGCGAGCGCUGCUGAUCGACUGGCUGGUCCAGGUUCACUCCAGAUUCCAGCUGCUGCAGGAGACUCUGUACCUCACAGUUGCCAUUCUGGACCGUUUUCUCCAGGUCCAGCCGGUCUCCCGCAGGAAGCUGCAGCUUGUCGGCGUGACGGCCAUGUUGGUGGCCUGUAAGUACGAGGAGAUGUACGCUCCAGAGGUCGGGGACUUCGCCUACAUCACAGACAACGCCUUCACCAGGUCUCAGAUUCUGGAGAUGGAGCAGCUGAUGCUGAGGGCCCUCAACUUCCAGCUGGGACGCCCGCUGCCGCUGCACUUCCUCAGACGAGCCUCCAAGGUGGCAAACUCUGACGUAGAGAAACACACUCUGGCCAAGUAUCUGAUGGAGCUGACCCUCCUGGACUACGACAUGGUGCACUACCGGCCCUCUGAGAUCGCCGCCGCCUCCCUGUGUCUCUCCCAGCUGCUGCUCGACGGGCUGCCGUGGUCGCCCACACAGCAGCACUUCUCGACUUACGACGAGGCCCACCUGAAGCCCAUCAUGCAGCACAUCGCCAAGAACGUGGUGCAGGUGAACGAGGGGAAGACGAAGUUUCAGGCUGUGAGGAACAAGUACUCGAGUAGCAAGCUGAUGAAGAUCAGCCUCAUCCCUCAGCUGAAGUCGCCCAUCAUCAGCAACAUGGCGGCCGCUUUUCUCAAGGAUCCCUGAGUCCAACAUUUUUUAUUUGUUGGACUUCACAUGCACUUUGUUUUAGUUCACUCGCAACCCCGGGGGGGCUGGGUAGGAGAUGUUUCUCAUUUCUUUUAAAAUUGUGCCUUUUUUUUCAGCCAGUCUUAAACAUUUUUAUGAUUUUUAAGAUGUAAAUGUACAGAAGUGACCUUGUGUAUUAGGUGUGCUUGUUUUGUUAAUGAAGUUUAAAUAAAAAUGUUUUAGGAAA